AGUCUUUUAUGUGUCUUCAGGUAGAGGAUCCAGUGAAGCCUCACAGACUGGAGAUCCGGUUGCUGCGCCGCAGUCUCUCUCCGUGAAGAUGCCGAAGUUUUACUGUGACUACUGUGACACAUACUUAACACACGAUUCGCCCUCAGUAAGGAAGACACACUGCAGUGGACGCAAACAUAAAGAAAAUGUUAAAGAUUAUUAUCAGAAAUGGAUGGAGGAGCAAGCACAGAGCCUUAUAGACAAAACAACGGCUGCUUUCCAACAGGGGAAAAUUCCCCCAACACCGUUCCCUGGUGCUCCUCCUCCAGGUGGAUCCCUCCUCCCACAUCCCAAUAUCAGUGGACCUCCUCGGCCGGGCAUGCUACCAGCCCCUCCAAUGGGUGGUCCUCCAAUGAUGCCCAUGAUGGGGCCCCCUCCACAUGGGAUGCCUGGUGGUCCAGGCCCAGGUAUGCGGCCACCUAUGGGUGGACACAUGCAAAUGAUGCCCGGCCCCCAUAUGAUGCGACCUCCCGCUCGGCCAAUGAUGCUGUCCGUUAGACCCGGUAUGGCCCGGCCGGAUCGAUAGAAAGACUUGUUGUGCCAUGACUGCCCACCUUUCCCAAACAAAGACUCCAUCAAAUAAGUACUCUGAUGUUACACUUGUUUUAAAUGUUUUCCCCAUCUAAACAUCGGUGAUUCACGUUUGAUGGCACACUGUUUUUUUUCUUAUUUUAAUUUGGAUGGAUGUUUUUUUGAAAAGUAUCCAGCUUUUUUUACUUCCUCCAAUUGGUCAUCAUUCACCGGUUAAGAUACAGAAGACAAUGUGGAGUAACACCAGCCAAGCAGCUAUUUGCGUGACUAUUUAGAGCUGUAUGAUUUAAGACCCCAAUAAAGUUUUGUAAUAUUCCAGACACAUGAA
Messenger RNA from Colossoma macropomum (tambaqui), 898 nucleotides. RefSeq names its product small nuclear ribonucleoprotein polypeptide C (gene snrpc). Gene Ontology annotation, cellular component: U1 snRNP; nucleus. The coding region runs from base 89 to 565 and encodes 158 amino acids. NCBI's taxonomy places the organism in Eukaryota, Metazoa, Chordata, Actinopteri, Characiformes, Serrasalmidae. The transcript is spliced from 6 exons. The record is from RefSeq and is a predicted model, not a curated record. Gene Ontology annotation, biological process: mRNA 5'-splice site recognition; mRNA splicing, via spliceosome; spliceosomal snRNP assembly. Gene Ontology annotation, molecular function: zinc ion binding; pre-mRNA 5'-splice site binding.